UAUUUACAUCGAGAUAUGAAUUUCAAUAAGAAAAAAAUGGGUGGAGACGCUUUUCCAAACACAGAAAGACUGGACGAGGCGGAAUAUGCCAGAAUUACGCAAAUGAUCAGUGCCUAUUUGUCCGAUAUUGAUUGCAAGGUUGCAAUCCCUGUUGAGAUAUCAGACAAAGACGACCUGUGCAGAAAACGCGGGAAAUCCAGACCAUAUGGUGAUGUUGAUGUGAUAGUUGGAAAUCAAGAGGGGACUGAUAGGAUGAAAAUUGCCAGUGGUAUAAGUGAUCUGUUAGAGAGUUCCAGUGACCUUCUUUGCAAUGAUAAAACUAUCAGCUUUCUAACUAAAGAACGUUAUCAGGUUGACUUAUUAUUCUGUAGCCCGGAACAUGUUGAAACUCUUUCAGCUUUCAAAUCCAACAAUGAUUUUGGGGCACUGCUGGGCCAUCUUCUUACACCGUUAGAAAUGAAAUGGAGUGAAAAGGGAUUAGCUAUUAGGUUGCAAAUAAACAAGCUCUCUGGAAUUGGAACUUUUAAAUCAGACUUUAUCUGUUCAGAUCAAACUCGAGAUAUCUGUGAAUUUCUUGGUAUUCCAUUCUCUUCCUUAGACGGAAAGACCAGAAUGUCGAGCAGUGAAAUCUUUGAAAUUCUAACAAGUAGCAGAGCUUAUCUACCAAAUCAGUAUUCUCAAAAAUACAAGAUUAAAGAACGGAGGAAAAGACGACCUCUAAGUGAUGAUUUUUUUACCAGACUAGAGGAGAGCGAAGUGGAUCUUGAAACCCGGAAUAAAGAAAGGUUCCAAGAUGACAUUAUCUUCCUGACAUUUGUCAAGUAUACAGAGGGGGAUAUUGGGUACUUAGACCUAAUUCAGUUUAUCAGUGGUAGAUUUGGAAAACUGGAAGAAUUGAACUCACAGAUAAAGCUUAUCUCAGAACAAAAUAAUCCCAAAUCAGACGAAAAGUUUGGGCAUCACAUCCUGAAGUUAUGGUUUCCAGAAAUCGACCAUCAGAAUCUAGGUAAAAUUCUUGGGAAGCUUAAAAGUAAACAUUCUGGUUCCGGCCCAGGAGAAUACAAAAGGUGGAUUGAUGAAUCGAGUGAAGAAGAAAUUCGUAGCGAAGUAAAUACGCUGAUCAAAAAUCUGAUUAAAGAAACAAAAAACUAGAUAUAAUUAUAGGAGACAGAUCAUAAAAUAGAAUUCAUCCCAGUUUUAUUUUAAUAUUAAAAUCCA
Eurytemora carolleeae is the source of this 1218-nucleotide messenger RNA. RefSeq lists its product as uncharacterized. Bases 16 to 1152 code for a protein of 378 amino acids. The transcript is spliced from 17 exons. The record is from RefSeq and is a predicted model, not a curated record. Lineage: Eukaryota; Metazoa; Arthropoda; Copepoda; Calanoida; Temoridae.